AUAGCAUCACAACCAAAUCGAAGGCCACGCUUCAUUUGGUUAUUCUCUGCACUGACGGUUCCUAAGAAUAAUAAGGUGCAAAAGGGACGAGGGUGACGCUGAUACCAAUACCAUACGGUUGAUGUGAAGUGGUGCAGCACCAAAAGGGAACAAGAAAGAUGGAUGAGGAAGAAAUUCAUAUCGCAGUCGGGAAGAACUUCAGAAAGGAGAAGGCUAACAUACUAUGGGCCGCUGCAAAUUUCCCAAGGGCAACCAUAGUUCUUGUCCAUGUCCACUGGCCCUCCAAGUGGAUGCCCUUCAUGGGUGGCAAAGUGUUAUACAAGUUUGCUGACGAAAAGGAGAAGGAAAUGCAUAGAGCCAGAGAAACGGAAGCAAUGGUCAAGAUGUUGUCACGGUACAAAAGUCUGUGUGGUACAAGAAAGGUUAGCGCACAUUACCUUACACAUGAUGAUAUUAUUGCCGGUGUUGUGAACCUGAUAAAGAAGCUCAACAUUAAGAGAAUUGUCAUCGGUUCAAGGAACAUAUCAAAGCAAGCGGUGGUUCGUCAAUGCUGUCAGGUUUGGGUGGUCCUCAAUGGCAAACACAUCUCCACUAGCAAUGAUCAUCUGGAGCACACUGGAAGCAUUGGAUAUGGAGGGAGCUCAGAUACUUUAGCAUCUAUACAUGAGCUAGAUGACGAAUCUGAUGGCUACACAACACAACCUAGUGAUUUUGUAGAUGAAAUCAUGGAUGAGGAGGUCAUUGAAAUGGAUUAUUCUAAUCAAGCAGAAGCUGAAACAUUGACUGAACAUGGUACAGAGGAAUCAAUUGCUUAUGAGGAGGUGGAAAUCUUUGCCGAAGAGGGUGCUGAUCAAUCUGAUGAGAUACAGAGUUUCAGAAAUACUACUGAAAAGGCUGAAAAAAUCAUGGAGCAAAUAGAUAAACUCCAAAAGAAACUGAAAGAGCUGCAAGGAGAGGGCCAUAAUCAUGAAGAAAGUAGCCUGUCACAUAGACAGUUGGCUGCUUCAUUGAAGGAGAAGACCUUAUCAAAACAAAGAUACCCAGAGCUUCAAAUUCCAGAGCACAUUGAACAAUUCUCGAUGUCGCAGAUCGGGAAAGCGACCAAUAACUUCCACUCAAGAAAUCUCAUAGGAGAAGGUGGAUACGGCCCAGUGUAUAAAGGAAAUUUGGGUGGCGUGCCAGUGGCUAUCAAGUUGUUGAGGCCUCAUGGUAGACAAGGUUUCCCAGAGUAUCAGCAGGAGGUGGUGGUGCUGAGCAGAUUGAAGCACCCGCACAUCGUGAGGAUCAUCGGCGUGUGCCCGGAGUCGUGCAGCCUCGUGUACGAGCACCUCCCCAACGGCACCCUCCUGGACAGGCUCUCCAAGGGGCUCCUGUGGAAGGACCGCGUCAGGAUCCUCGCCGAGCAGCGGUCCGCGCUGGCGUACCUCCACUCCAGCCGUCCUCACGCCAUCAUCCACGCCGACCUGAAACUGACCAACAUUCUCCUGGACGCCGGCAACGUAAGCCGGCUCGGUGACUUCGGGACGGCGCGGGUGGUGCACGUGAAGCCGCUGGAGGAGGAGACCAUCAGCCGGCGCACGAACCCGAUGGGCACGACGGGGUAUAUGGACCCCGUGUUCUUCAUGACCGGCGAGCUGACCACGGAGUCGGACGUGUACGCGUUUGGCGUGGUGAUCCUGCAGCUGCUCACGGGGCUGCUCGACCUCGACAUCGCCGAGCAGGCGCGCGAGGCGGUCAAGAUGGGCGCCGUGCACAGCGUGCUGGACGCGUCCGCGGGGUGCUGGCCGGAGGUGCAGGCCGAGCGCCUGCUCAAGCUGGCGCUGAGGUGCUGCAGCCUGGAGAGGAAGCGGCGGCCGGCCAUCACGUCCGACGCCGAGUGGAGAUCGCUCCACAUCCUACGGGCCAUGGCAACGCCACCUAAUAAAUCACGGAAAUGGGGUUCCCAUGCUAGCUCAAUUUACUUACUGUAAUUAAUGUGCAGCAGGCGCCACUGUACUUAAUUGCACCCGCGCCUAGUUUAGUGGACUACCCUGUUGCAAAUGCCAACUGACCAAAAAUAUACUCCACUACACCAUAUAGGAGUAGUAGUAGUAGUAGUAGCUAGCUAGUACGUAAUUCUCUUGUGAUUACGCAAGCAUCAUCCAAGAAUUAAUGUGCACUAGAGUAGAGUACAAACAAUGGAUGGAGUAUUGUAACCAGAACAUGCAAGUGCUAGAUAGAGCAACUUAAGAUAAUUGUGCACGUCUAUUUUUUGGAGCGUGCACCAACAUCUGACAUCA
Phragmites australis (common reed) is the source of this 2279-nucleotide messenger RNA. RefSeq names its product U-box domain-containing protein 33-like. The coding region runs from base 159 to 1970 and encodes 603 amino acids. Gene Ontology annotation, biological process: protein phosphorylation. The record is from RefSeq and is a predicted model, not a curated record. Gene Ontology annotation, molecular function: protein kinase activity; ATP binding. The transcript is spliced from 10 exons. NCBI's taxonomy places the organism in Eukaryota, Viridiplantae, Streptophyta, Magnoliopsida, Poales, Poaceae.